Messenger RNA from Lodderomyces margitis, 810 nucleotides. RefSeq lists its product as uncharacterized. The transcript has a single exon. The record is from RefSeq and is a predicted model, not a curated record. Gene Ontology annotation, biological process: fungal-type cell wall organization; cell wall biogenesis; (1->6)-beta-D-glucan biosynthetic process. Gene Ontology annotation, cellular component: extracellular region. Bases 1 to 810 code for a protein of 269 amino acids. Lineage: Eukaryota; Fungi; Ascomycota; Pichiomycetes; Serinales; Debaryomycetaceae.
AUGAAGUAUCACUUGUUCAUCAUCACCAUUUUGGCUGCAUUUUUAGCACCUGCUUUUGCGGAUGUGGAGAUCACAUCACCAGAAGAAGGAGACAAGUUCUCUGGUUCCUCUGGAACGGCCAGUAUCAAAGUGAGUUGGAAAGAUAACUCAGAUUCAGACUCGGAUACAUCAUUGGACAAUGUCAAAUCAUACACACUUUCAUUAUGUACCAAUGGAUCACCUAUUCAGUGCCAAGACCCAGCAAUCACGCAAGAGAAGCUUACAUCUAAAUCGGCUAAUGUCACUGUUGACCAAGGUGAUGUGCCAAGUGGUUACUACUUUAUACAAGUUUACACAAUAUUCACCAGCGGUGGCACAACAAUCAACUACACCCCUAGAUUCCAGUUAACCAACAUGGAGGGAUCAACUGGGACUCUUGUUGUUACAGUGACUGGAGAUCAACCUGAUGGCCAGACGUCAGGAUUUGACGAAACAACUGCUAGUGAUAUAUCACAAAGUUUCACAGUACCAUAUACAUUGCAAACAGGAAAAACAAGAUACGCUCCCAUGCAACUGCAACCUGGUUCAACGGUUACUGCCACCACUUGGACACCAAAGUACCCCACUAGUGCAGUUACCUAUUACUCAACCAAACACACCAAACCUGUGGUGUACUCGACAAUAACCCCAGGAUGGAGUUACACAGCUAGUUCUGAAGUCAACUGGGCUACAGUUGCUCCGUACCCAACGAAUUGGUAUGCUGCCAGUGAGAGAAAACUUAGUAAAGCCUCGAUGACAGCUACUCAGAAAAAGAGAAGAUGGUUAGAGUAA